This is a messenger RNA of Cadophora gregata, 1707 nucleotides long. RefSeq lists its product as uncharacterized. Bases 568 to 1335 code for a protein of 255 amino acids. The transcript has 4 exons. The record is from RefSeq and is a predicted model, not a curated record. Lineage: Eukaryota; Fungi; Ascomycota; Leotiomycetes; Helotiales; Ploettnerulaceae.
AGGCUGAGCUCUGCCUGGAUUCUCAAUAUGCAAUGCACAUCGCCCCAAGAAGAUGUGCGUGCAUAUUCCGACCUAUCGAGCUUUCGUUGGUAUCCGCUCUUAGCAUCCUCAUUCGACGUGCCAAGCAGGCAACAUCGCCUAUUCAGCAUCGCAACUGCAGAGGUCAAUUGCCACGUCACAAAUAUUCUCCGGUGUAGGCUUUGAUUGACAUACCCAGGCGUUGUCCACCAUUGAGCAGUUCAAUGCUGCAGAAUUGCCCACCUUCGCCAGUCUUUCCAAAUUCACGAGGUUAAGCAGUCUACGCAAAGGGGGCGACCAGUCUCAAAUCUGCUGAUUUCAUGACUCAAAUAUUUUGAUGAUAUUUCUUCCUCAAGACAGCUAGCUGUUCCGUUCGACCUUUCCAGAAAAAGCCACCCCGGUACCAAACGGGCAGAGGAAUUCUCACGCUCGGACUUGCCUGGCGCGUACAAAGUCUCUCAUACCUCUGCGACCGGUUCUCAGGCUACUACAAUUGUCCAACUGUGCUUUGACUUGUGAAGUGCCCCAACACGGCUUAGAUACCAAAAUAUGCCACCAAGACCCCAGCCUAAGUUCAAAAUUACCUGGUGGAUGCGAUUUCGUUCCAAGAUCCGAUGUCUACAUACACCAUUGAGUCUCCGACAUAGUAUUGUGCGACUCCGGCACAACCACAAUCACCCGUUCUUGGCACUGCUAAAACUAUUUACGAUCAACCUACGAGCACCAUCAUGGAACUGGUCGUAUGACUAUCCGUUACCAAAGCCGCUUGCACCUCAAGAUAUUGCUGCGAACGAAGCCCUUUUUGAUUGCUAUCACCCUGAUCUCUUCGACUUGAGGUAUAUCCCAAUCUGGACGAUACGCGAUACCCCUCUCCGAGCUAUCUACCGUCUCUACGAGAUACUCAUGACCCAAGAAUUCGUCUUGCUCCGCCUCGAGUGCGAGUACAUGUGGAAACAGCAAAGCCGAAAAUGGUCUUUGGGUUCAAUACCUGACCCUUGUGACCCAGAUCCUGUUCGCUAUGCCAUACUGGCUUCUGUCGUUGAGGAGCUGGUCAAGGCUUUCAACUGGCGGCUUGCACAUGGCCAGAGAAAGGAUGGGAGGCAUGUGCGCAGGACCAAGGAGAUUCCGUGGCCUGAGUAUGAUCCGGAGGUUGUACCUUGUUGGACGGCGUCUGUUCCUGCGAUAGGAGAAAGAGAUCUUUCGGGCUUGGCUAAGGACAUUGUAAAGGAUGGUAUGCUACUUCUUGGAGAUGGAGGAUGUGAAAACUUCAUUCGCCGAAAUUUUGAUGCUCCUACUCGUUAUUUGUAUACAACAUGAUACAUGAGUAUGGGGGUUGGCUUGCUUGAACUCCUUCACGUUGUGAUCUGGUAGGGCAAGUUCGGGGCUUUCUUGGGCGGGGCCCUUUGCAAGAACUGCACUGGGCACCUAAAAGGCACUGCCUCCGUUUGGGAAUAGGGAACCUCAUGUGGAAAGGUUUUAUGAUAAUAUCAGGGAUUUUCGAUAGCAGUGAUAACGGGAGUCGGUGGGGGACAUAUUCCAUGUUGCACACGUUCUCUUUUUGGGGAGUCCUGAGCAGUAGAGGCCUGCGGAUCUGUGAAUAGCACUCGUAGUACGGAUUGUGUUCUGUAUAUUCAAUUGAGACCAUGACUCAUGAAGCAAGCCAUUCUUGAUGGCCGUAGAGCAAGUGAC